Messenger RNA from Paramecium primaurelia, 407 nucleotides. The record is from the annotation of a GenBank genome assembly. NCBI's taxonomy places the organism in Eukaryota, Ciliophora, Oligohymenophorea, Peniculida, Parameciidae.
UAUUUUAUAAUGGAAAACUCAGUUAAAAUGAUAUACAUAGAAUAUGUAGUUUAUAGUAGUUUAUAUAAGGUCGAUAUUUAUGGGCAGAAAAUAGAGAUUAUGAAGGACAAUGGUAUAAAAAUAAAAAGCAUGGAAUAUAGGAAUUAUAAAAUUUCUAGAUUAAAUAGUAUUUGAUGGAUUGUAUAAAAUUGGAGAUAAUUUGUUAAUAGAUAUUAGAAUGAAAAGAAAGAUGGUUAUGGUAUGUUCAUAUGUUCAGUUAAAAGAAAAUACGUUGGAUUAUGAUUGGAUUGAAAGCAAUAUAAGGAAAAGGAACCUUUAUUUAAAUAAGUGAAUAAAUUCAUUAAAGUGAAUGGAUUGAUGGAAAAAGAAUUAGAUUAGUGGGAUAGGAGGAAUAAUAAACAAAUUGA